Molecule: messenger RNA, 1422 nt
Organism: Petromyzon marinus (sea lamprey)
Lineage: Eukaryota; Metazoa; Chordata; Hyperoartia; Petromyzontiformes; Petromyzontidae
Product: putative glutamine amidotransferase-like class 1 domain-containing protein 3B, mitochondrial
Source: RefSeq, a predicted model, not a curated record
CUCGCGCUCCCCUCUCUCCAGACUCGUAUCUCUCCACUCGCUCCCCUCCCUCCCUCUUCCUCCCCGAGCCGCUAUAAAAAGAGGAGCCGCUCCGAACCGCAGCUUCAUCCGCUCGAUCUCCGGCCGAAGCAUCAGCAUCAUCGUCAGCAGCAUCAGCAGCAGCAUCAUCGUCAGAGAUGGGGAAGCGCGUGGCUGUGUUGCUGGCGGGGUGCGGGGCCUAUGACGGAAGCGAAAUCCACGAAGCGUCCGCGGCCCUCGUUCACCUGAGCAGAGCGGGAGCCGAGGUGACGGUGUUCGCCCCGGACGUGUCGCAGCAGCACGUGGUGGACCACGCGAGCGGCAAGGAGCAGAGCGGGGAGACGGAGCGGAACGUGUUGCGCGAGAGUUCGCGCAUCGCGCGCGGCGCCGCGCGGGACCUGGCGCAGCUCCGCGUCGCCGACUUCGACGCGCUGCUCGUGCCCGGUGGGUUCGGCGUGGCCAAGAACCUGAGCUCGUGGGCCUCCGAGGGCGCUCGCUGCUCGCUGCUGCCGGGCGUGGAGGCGGCGCUGCGCGCCUUCAGGGAGGCGGACAAACCCGUGGCGCUCUGCUGCAUCGCCCCCGUGCUGGCCGCGAGGCUCUUCCCGGGAUGCGAGCUCACGGUCGGGGGCGACAGCGAGCAGGGGGGCAGGUUCCCCUACGCGGGCACGGCCGCCGCCAUCCGCGAGCUGGGCUGCACGCACGUGUGCACGGACGUGGGCGAGGCGCACGUGGACACCAAGCUGAAGAUCGUGACCACGAGCGCCUUCAUGUGCGCCACGGCGCCCAUCCACCACGUGUACGACGGCGUCGGCGUCAUGGUGCAGGAGAUGCUCAAGCUCGCGUGAGCGGGCUGGGGGAGGGGGCCAGGGGAGGGGUGAGGGGGGCGGUGGUCAGAAGGUGGGGGCGCUGGUGACCCCCACCCCCCCCCCCCCCCAUUCUCUCUUCCUCUGACCAAGAUCCUCUUCAGUUGACCCAUACCUUGUCUCGUCCGCUGACCCAGAUCGGCUCUCCAUCCUACAUACGUGUUAUUUGGACACCCAUGUAGGAUUGACAGCAACAGGAAAAUGUUUAAGUGUGUUUGUUGUUGUUGUUGAUGUCGUUCGGAAAAAAACGGAAGGAAUCGGAAAGAGAGGAACACCUAGCAGACACCGCCUUGACCACGACGACAUCAGAGAUUGGUGCCAGAAAGAUGUGGCACACUACAUGAGCGUAUCGUCACAAGACAGAGAGGAAAGUGGAAACAAAUGACGAUUUGUCCAGUCGACACCUACGGACUAUAUGCCCAUGGAUCGUGAUGAUGGUGAUGAUGACGAUGAUGAACCUGGUCACGACUGUGUUUAGUGUUGCUGUUGCUGCUGUCUGCGUCUUUGCUUCUCGUGAAUAAAUUUGUUGCGCCGCACCGAA